Messenger RNA from Coregonus sp. 'balchen', 14180 nucleotides. The record is from the annotation of a GenBank genome assembly. NCBI's taxonomy places the organism in Eukaryota, Metazoa, Chordata, Actinopteri, Salmoniformes, Salmonidae.
AUGGGAGGCGUGCGCUGGGCGUUCCGGUGUGGUUCGUGGACGCCGACCCGCUCUGAGUGGCUGCUGGCGGCCCGGUGUGUGCAGCACGAGGAGAAAGAGCGAAUCGGACAGUUCAUGUUUGCCAAAGAUGCCAAAUCAGCCAUGGUGCGUUGACCGUGUUAUUCCGAUAUAAAGUAGUCACUGUGCCAUGUUCUCCCUUGAUUAUCAAAUAGCAAUUUUCAAUGCACUAGGUUUUUGUAACUUCCCAGCAGUGACACACCUGAUUCUACUAAUCAUCAGGCCUUGAUUAAUCAUAUCAACUAGGUGUGUCAGGCAAGGGUGAGAUUGGGACACAUAUAGUACGUUGAAAUUGGUGGGGAAACAUCCAACUGGGAGGUGUGAUCAUUGUCAGGAGGAGAUGGAGGCAGUGGAACAUGUUAUAUUUCAGUGCCAGAAAUAUGGGAGGGAAAGGGAGCGAUUGUUAUUAGAUUUGAAGAGUAAUGGGGUUGAAGAGCCAAGAUUAAGUUAACUGCUGGGGAAAUCUUCCGGGGAUCUAGUAUUUAAUUAUGUAUUUCGUUUCCUUAGGGAGACGAAUAUUCGGUAGGAUUUAGACCUUCCCUGUCGCUGGUCCACACUCCAGUCCAGUUGGUGGCGAUAAUUCACCUUAAAGUUGGUUGCCAAUGGCCAAAGAAAUCCACAGAAGAAGAUGAUGCGUCAGAGUUACCGUUCACUGGAGAGAGGAGUGGCAGCAGUGCCCACCCUUAUUGACGCUCUCUUUCUUCCCUGCUCUCCCAGGCUGGCAGGUUGUUGUUGAGGAGGUUGGUGUGUGACAGGAUGGGUGUUCCAUGGGCUGACAUCCGCCUGGAGCGUUCUCCCAGAGGAAAGCCCUACCUGGCCAGCCCAGCCUGCUCCAGCCCUGAAUCCGUGGGCUGGAGUUUUAACAUCUCCCACCAGGGUGACUAUGCUGUGCUGGCUGCAGAGCAGGGGCUGCAGGUCGGGGUCGACGUGAUGAAGACCAACAUGCCAGGUGUGUGUGUCUGCGCGUGCGUGCACAUUGGCUUUCUUUAGUGCUUUGUGUGUCAGUUUGAUUAAAUGAGCAGCAUUGAGAAGAGCUCACUCUGACAGUAAACUGUCUUACUGCCUCCUGAACCUUUCUAUCUCCCCUGUUCCUGUUUUGUGUGUAUGCGAGAGAGAAGUAACCCUCUUAUCCUGUAUAACUCCCCUGCUUGAGUCUCUCUAUUUCACCCUUCUCACCACAUCUCAUUUGGCGUCCUCCUCUCCAAGCCUUCAGGACGCUAAUCUGCUAAUCCCAGUCCUGUCACUCACCCAGACCUUCUCCCAAAUUCCCCUUUAUAAUCACCAAAUCCCCUUAAAAUAGGCCUAGACCUCUUCAUCUGAAAUGGUUGAGCGUUCUACAUAGCCUCCUUCCCUGGAGAAAAAGAAUAAGGACGACGAUACCUUAAAGCACUUACCUUCCACAUUGCCCCCCAGGGAGAAUAGCUAGCUAGGCCCUUUAAACCUUAUCGAUGGGCUGUCAUUCACAAAUCCCUAUAUAAAGUCAGGGGACUUUAAUGCAGGGAAACUUAAAUCUGUUCUACCUAAUAUCUAUCAGCAUGUUAAAUGUGCAACCAGAGGAAAAAAAACUCUAGACCACCUUUACUCCACACACACAGAUGCAUACAAAGCUCUCCCUCGCACUCCAUUUGGCAAAUCUGACCAUAACUCUAUCCUCCUGAUUCCUGCUUACAAGCAAAAACUAAAGCAGGAAGCACCAGUGACUCGGUCAAUAAAAGAGUGGUCAGAUGACACAAAGCUAAGCUACAGGACUGUUUUGCUAGCACAGACUGGAACAUGUUCCGGGAUUCUUCAGAUAGCAUUGAGGAGUACACCACAUCAGUCACUGGCUUCAUCAAUAAGUGCAUCGAUGACGUCGUCCCCACAGUGAUCGUACGUACAUACCAGAAGCCAUGGAUUACAGGCAACAUCCGCACUGAGCUAAAGGCUAGAGCUGCCGCUUUCAAAGAGCGGGACUCUAACCCGGAAGCUUAUAAGAAAUCCCGCUAUGCCCUUCGACGAACCAUCAACCAGGCAAAGUGUCAAUACAGGACUAAGAUUGAAUCGUACUACACCGGCUCUGACGCUCGUCGGAUGUGUCAGGGCUUGAAAACUAUUACAGACUACAAAGGGAAGCACAGCCGCGAUCUGCCCAGUGACACAAGCCUACCAGAUGAGCUAAAUCACUUCUAUGCUCGCUUCGAGGCAAGCAACACUGAAGCAUGCAUGAGAGCACCAGCUGUUCCGGAUGACUAUGUGAUCACGCUCUCCGUAGCCGAUGUGAGUAAGAUUUUUAAGCAGGUCAACAUUCACAAGGCCGCAGGGCCAGACGGAUUACCAGGACGUGUACUCCGAGCAUGUGCUGACCAACUGGCAAGUGUCUUCACUGACAUUUUCAACAUGUCCUUGACCGAGUCUGUAAUACCUACAUGUUUCAAGCAGACCGCCAUAGUCCCUGUGCCCAAGAACACCAAGAUAACCUGCCUAAAUGACUACCGACCCGUAGCACUCACGUCUGUAGCCAUGAAGUGCUUUGAAAGGCUGGUCAUGGCUCACAUCAACACCAUUAUCCCAGAAACCCUAGACCCACUCCAAUUUGCAUGCCUCCCCAACAGAUCCACAGAUGAUGCAAUCUCUAUUGCACUCCACACUGCCCUUUCCCAUCUGGACAAGAGGAACACCUAUGUGAGAAUGCUAUUCAUUGACUACAGCUCAGCGUUCAACACCAUAGUGCCCUCAAAGCUCAUCACAAAGCUAAGGAUCCUGGGACUAAACACCUCCCUCUGCAACUGGAUCCUGGACUUCCUGACGGGCCGCCCCCAGGUGGUAAGGGUAGGUAACAACACGUCUGCCACGCUGAUCCUCAACACAGGGGCCCCUCCUGUACUUCCUGGUCACCCAUGACUGCAUGGCCAGGCACGACUCCAACACCAUCAUUAAGUUUGCAGACGACACAACAGCGGUAGGCCUGAUCACCGACAACGAUGAGACAGCCUAUAGGGAGGAGGUCAGAGACCUGGCCGUGUGGUGCCAGGAUAACAACCUCUCCCUCAAUGUGAUCAAGACAAAGGAGAUGAUUGUGGACUACAGGAAAAGAAAGAGGAACAAGCACGCCCCCAUUCUCAUCGACGGGGCUGUAGUGGAACAGGUUGAGAGCUUCAAGUUCCUUGGUGUCCACAUCACCAACGAACUAUCAUGGUCCAAACACACCAAGACAGUCGUGAAGAGGGCACGACAAAACCUAUUCCCCCCCAGGAGACUGAAAAGAUUUGGCACGGGUCCUCAGAUCCUCAAAAAGUUCUACAGCUGCACCAUCGAGAGCAUCCUGACUGGUUGCAUCACCUCCUGGUAUGGCAACUGCUCGCCCUCCGACUGCAAGGCACUACAGAGAUAGUGCGUACGGCCCAGUACAUCACUGGGGCCAAGCUUCCUGCCAUACAGGACCUCUAUACCAGGCUGUGUCAGAAGAAGACCCUAAAAAUUGUCAAAGACUCAAGCCACCCUAGUCAUGGACUGUUCUCUCUGCUACCGCACAGCAAGCGGUACCGGAGCUCCAAGUCUAGGUCCAAAAGGCUUCUCAACAGUUUCUACCCCCAAGCCAUAAGACUCCUGAACAGCUAAUCGUGGCUACCCAGACUAUUUGCAAAUGGCUACCCUCUCUUUUACGCUGCUGCUACUCUGUUUACUAUUUAUGCAUAGUCACUUUAACUCUACCCACAUGUACAGUGGGGAAAAAAGUAUUUAGUCAGCCACCAAUUGUGCAAGUUCUCCCACUUAAAAAGAUGAGAGAGGCCUGUAAUUUUCAUCAUAGGUACACGUCAACUAUGACAGACAAAAUGAGGAAAGAAAAUCACAUUGUAGGAUUUUUUAUGAAUUUAUUUGCAAAUUAUGGUGGAAAAUAAGUAUUUGGUCAAUAACAAAAGUUUCUCAAUACUUUGUUAUAUACCCUUUGUUGGCAAUGACACAGGUCAAACGUUUUCUGUAAGUCUUCACAAGGUUUUCACACACUGUUGCUGGUAUUUUGGCCCAUUCCUCCAUGCAGAUCUCCUCUAGAGCAGUGAUGUUUUGGGGCUGUCGCUGGGCAACACAGACUUUCAACUCCCUCCAAAGAUUGUCUAUGGGGUUGAGAUCUGGAGACUGGUUAGGCCGCUCCAGGACCUUGAAAUGCUUCUUACGAAGCCAGUCCUUCGUUGCCCGGGCGGUGUGUUUGGGAUCAUUGUCAUGCUGAAAGACCCAGCCACGUUUCAUCUUCAACGCCCUUGCUGAUGGAAGGAGGUUUUCACUCAAAAUCUCACGAUACAUGGCCCCAUUCAUUCUUUCCUUUACACGGAUCAGUCGUCCUGGUCCCUUUGCAGAAAAACAGCCCCAAAGCAUGAUGUUUCCACCCCCAUGCUUCACAGUAGGUAUGGUGUUCUUUGGAUGCAACUCAGCAUUCUUUGUCCUCCAAACACGACGAGUUGAGUUUUUACCAAAAAGUUAUAUUUUGGUUUCAUCUGACCAUAUGACAUUCUCCCAAUCCUCUUCUGGAUCAUCCAAAUGCACUCUAGCAAACUUCAGACGGGCCUGGACAUGUACUGGCUUAAGCAGGGGGACACGUCUGGCACUGCAGGAUUUGAGUCCCUGGCGGCGUAGUGUGUUACUGAUGGUAGGCUUUGUUACUUUGGUCCCAGCUCUCUGCAGGUCAUUCACUAGGUCCCCCCGUGUGGUUCUGGGAUUUUUGCUCACCGUUCUUGUGAUCAUUUUGACCCCACGGGGUGAGAUCUUGCGUGGAGCCCCACAUCGAGGGAGAUUAUCAGUGGUCUUGUAUGUCUUCCAUUUCCUAAUAAUUGCUCCCACAGUUGAUUUCUUCAAACCAAGCUGCUUACCUAUUGCAGAUUCAGUCUUCCCAGCCUGGUGCAGGUCUACAAUUUUGUUUCUGGUGUCCUUUGACAGCUCUUUGGUCUUGGCCAUAGUGGAGUUUGGAGUGUGACUGUUUGAGGUUGUGGACAGGUGUCUUUUAUACUGAUAACAACUUCAAACAGGUGCCAUUAAUACAGGUAACGAGUGGAGGACAGAGGAGCCUCUUAAAGAAGAAGUUACAGGUCUGUGAGAGCCAGAAAUCUUGCUUGUUUGUAGGUGACCAAAUACUUAUUUUCCACCAUAAUUUGCAAAUAAAUUCAUUAAAAAUCCUACAAUGUGAUUUUCUGGAAUUCUUUUCCUCAAUUUGUCUGUCAAAGUUGACGUGUACCUAUGAUGAAAAUUACAGGCCUCUCUCAUCUUUUUAAGUGGGAGAACUUGCACAAUUGGUGGCUGACUAAAUACUUUUUUCCCCCACUGUACAUAUGACCUCAAUUACCUCGACUAGCCGGUGCCCCCGCACAUUGACUCUGUACCGGUACCCCCCCUGUAUAUAGCCUCCCUACUGUUAUUUUAUUUUACUGCUGCUCUUUAGCUAUUUGUGUUUAUUUUCUAUUUUUCUUUAAUUUACACUUUAUUUAAAAAAUUUAUUUUAAAAAACUGCAUUGUUGGUUAAGGGCUUGUAAGUAAGCAUUUCAUUGUAAUGUAUACACCUGCUGUAUUCGGCGCAUGUGGCAAAUACAUUUUGAUUUGAUCCAUUGUACAAAGUCAUCUAAAGGAUUUCUUCCAAGUGUCCUGCAGAUCCUUUCUUUACCACAUGAUGCCGCUGUUGUCUUUCGUAUUCCCUGAGAGCAAUUUGGCAGCGCUCCAACACAGGGAUCUCCUGCCUCUUCCCAUUCCGUCUGUGUGUUUUAAAGAUGGUUGGAGGAGAAAAAGUCAUGAUCCCAAACAAAGUAGGAGUGUCUGUGUUGCUUUUCUCUCCAUUUCAACCUCUUCUCCCUCAACUUUUCCUUACUGUCAGAGCUCAAACCCUCAGGUUUGUGUUUAUUUUAUUAUAAACUGUUUUUUCCCUGUACCCCACUCUCUCUCCCUCCCUCUGUCUCCAGGUAGCAGUUCUGUCCCAGAGUUUUUCCGUAUCAUGACGAGGCAGUUUACGGAGUAUGAGUGGAGUGUUAUCCGCGGAGCAGGAUCAGAAUGGGAGCAACUGACCAUGUUCUACAGACACUGGGUAACCAUGGCGAUACAUGCAUCACUCUCACAUCCAUGGUGAUAUAUGAUACACACGCUAGACUUGCACACUGAGUCAUACACAUUACAUGCAGGGGCAGGGACCCCCCCCCAGUCGAGAAGUUGUCAGAUUGAGAGAGAGCAGCACAAGGACAUCAAGUACUGAUAUCAUCGCUGUUGACUAAUCUUACUGCUUUCCCGUUGCCAUAGUGACUUGCCUUGUAAUCCUGUUACUGUGGCUUGCCUUCGUGUAACAAGGUUUGUUUGACUUCAGAGACUCAUCCACACACACCAUGAUCAUCACACAUAGAACCCUGUGUCAUUGCCUGGACUUCCGAGACACAUCCACACACACACACCAUGAUCAUCACACACAGAACCCUGUGUCAUUGCCUGGGACAGGGAAAGUGUUCAACCUGAUAAGUGAUGGUUUUGAAUGCCUUAUGGGUACACCAAUGGUUGUUCACCAUUUUAAAUUAUUAUUGUGUACAGGCAGUGCCUUCAGAAAGCAAUCAUACCCCUUGACUUAUUACACAUUUAGUUGUUACAGCCUGAAUUCAAAAUGAAUUAAAUUGUUUUUUUCCCUCACACAGUACACCAUAAUGAAAAAGUGAAAACAUGUUUUUAGAAAUGUUAGCACAUUUAUUGAAAAUGAAAUGCAGAAAUAUCUCAUUUACAUAAGUAUUCACACCCCUGAGUAAAUAGUCGUGGUCAAAAGUUUUGAGAAUGACACAAGUAUUGGUCUUCACAAAGUUCGCUGCUUCAGUGUUAUGAGAUAUUUUUGUCAGAUGUUACUAUGGUAUACUGAAGUAUAAUUACACGCAUUCCAUAAGGGUCAAAGGCUUUUAUUGACAAUUACAUUAAGUUUAUGCAAAGAGUCAAUAUUUGCAGUGUUGAUCCUUCUUUUUCAAGACCUCUGCAAUCCGCCCUGGCAUGCUGUCAAUUAACUUCUCGGCCACAUCCUGACUGAUGGCAGCCCAUUCUUGCAUAAUCAAUGCUUGGAGUUUGUCACAAUUUUGGAUUUUUGUUUGUCCACCCGCUUGAGGAUUGACCACAAGUUCUCAAUGGGAUUAAGGUCUGGGGAGUUUCCUGGCCAUGGACCCAAAAUUUCGAUGUUAUGUUCCCCGAGCCACUUAGUUAUCACUUUUGCCUAAUGGCAAGGUGCUCCUUCAUGCUGGAAAAUGCAUUGUUUGUCACCAAACUGUUCUUGGAUGGUUGGGAGAAGUUGCUCUCGGAGGAUGUUUUGGUACCAUUCUUUAUUCAUGGCUGUGUUCUUAGGCAAAAUUGUGAGUGAGCCCACUCCCUUGGCUGAGAAGCAACCCCACACAUGAAUGGUCUCAGGAUGCUUUACUGUUUCUCCGGACAAGGUGUUUUCCGGAUGCCCCAAACAUUUGGAAAGGGGAUUCAUCAGAGAAAAUGACUUUACCCCAGUCCUCAGCAGUCCAAUCCCUGUACCUUUUGCAGAAUAUCAGUCUGUCCCUGAUGUUUUUCCUGGAGAGAAGUGGCUUCCUCGCUGCCCUUCUUGACACCAGGCCAUCCUCCAAAAGUCUUUGCCUCACUGUGCGUGCAGAUGCACUCACACCUGCCUGCUGUCAUUCCUGAGCAAGCUCUGCACUGGUGGUGCCCCAAUCCCGCAGCUUAAUCAACUUUAGGAGACGUCCUGGCGCUUGCUGUACUGUCCUGGGUGCCCUGAAGCCUUCUUCACAACAAUUGAACCUCUUUCCUUGAAGUUCUUGAUGAUCCGAUAAAUGGUUGAUUUAGGUGCAAUCUUACUAGCAGCAAUAUCCUUGCCUGUGAAGCCCUUUUUGUGCAAAGCAAUGAUGACGGCACGUGUUUCCUUGCAGGUAACCAUGGUUAACAGAGGAAGAACAAUGAUUUCAAGCACCACCCUUCUUUUAAAGCUUCCAGUCUGUUAUUCUAACUCAAUCACCAUGACAGAGUGAUCUCCAGCCUUGUCCUCAUUGACACUCAGCCCUGUGUUAACGAGAGAAUCACUGACAUGAUGUCAGCUGGUCCUUUUGUGGCAGGGCUGAAAUGCAGUGGAAAUGUUUUUGGGGGAUUAAGUUCAUUUUCAUGGCAAAGAGGGACUUUGCAAUUAAUUGCAAUUCAUCUGAUCACUCUUCAUAACAUUCUGGAGUAUAUGCAAAUUGCCAUCAUAAAAACUGAGGCAGCAGACUUUGAAAAUGUAUAUUUGUGUCAUUCUCAAAACUUUUGACCAUGACUGUUAGAAUCCCCUUUGGCAGUGACUACAGCUGGGUAAGUCUUUCUGGGUAAGUCUCAAAGAGAUUUGCACACCUGGAUUGUACAAUUUUUGCACAUUUAUUAUUUUUACAAUUCAAGCUCGGUCAAGUUGGUUGUUGAUCAUUGCUAGACAGCCAUUUUCAAGUCUUGCCGUAGAUUUUCAAGCAGAUUUAAGUCAACUGUAACUAGACCACUCAGGAACAUUCAAUGUAGUCUUGGUAAGCAACUUCAGUGUAUAUUUGGCCUUUUUUUAGGUCAUUGUCCUGCUGAAAGGUGGAUUUGUCUCCCAUGGUCUGUUGGAAAGCAGACUGAACCAAGUUUUCCUCUAGGAUUUUGCCUGUGCUUAGCUCUAUUCCAUUAACUUUUAUCCUAAAAAAAAACUCUAUAGUCCAUGCCGAUAACAAGCAUACCGAUAACAUGAUGCAGCCACCACUAUGCUUGAAAAUAUGAAGAGUGGUACUCAGUGAUGUGUUGUUGGAUUUGCCCCAAAUAUUCAGAACAUAAAGUUAUUUUCUUUGCCACAUUUUACGCAGUUUUACUUUAGUGCCUUUAGUGAGUUUUUUUGGAAUAUUUUUAAUCUGUACAAGCUUCCUUCUUUUCACUCGGUCAAUUAGCUUAGUAUUGUCGAGUAACGACUGUUGUUGAUUUAUCCUCAGUUUUCUCCUAUCACAGCCAAUAUCUCUGUAACUGUUUUAAAGUCACUGUUGGCCUCAUGGUGAUAUCCCUGAGCGGUUUCCUUCCUCUCCGGCAACUGAGUUAGGAAGGUUGCCUGUAUAUUUUUAUUGACUGGGUGUAUUGAUACACCAUCCAAAGUGUUAAUAACUUCACCAUGCUCAAAGGGAUAUUCAGUCUCCCUUUUUUGUUUGUUUUGUUUACCCAUCUACCAAUAGGUGCCCUUCUUUGCGAGUCAUUGGGAAACCUCCCUGGUCUUUGUGGUUGAAUCUGUGUUUGAAACUGCUCGAUUGAGGGACCUUACAGAUAAUUGUAUGUGUGGGGUACAGAGAUGAGGAAGUCAUUCAAAAAUCAUGUUGAACACUUUAAUUGCACACAGAGUGAGUAGACUUAUGUGACUUGUUAAGCAAAUUUGUACUCCUGAACUUAUUUAGGCUUGCCAUAACAAAGGGUUUAAAUACUUAUUGACUCAAGACAUUUAAAGCUUUUCAGUUUUAAUUAAUUUCAAAACAUAAUUCCACUUUGACAUUAUGGGGUAUUGUGUGUAGACCAGUGACGCAAUCUCAAUUUAAUCCAUUUUAUAUUCAGGCUGUAACGCAAACAUUUUGGGGAAAAAGUCAAGUGGUGUAAAUACUUUGUUAAGGCACUGUGUAAUCUCUCUUAUAUACAAUAAGAUCACUUUAACUGUAUUCUUUUUACUCUUCGUCUGAUAUUUUCGUGGCUCUGAUUGGUUGUCUUUCCUGUCCGUCAAGGCGUUGAAGGAAAGCUUCAUCAAGGCGAUUGGCACAGGGCUGGGCUUUAACCUACAGAGGGCAGAGUUUCACCUCUCACCUGAGCCAAUCGCAGAGGGCAAGGUGUGUCGCCGGACCACAAUGCACCUGGACGAAGAGGAAGAGGAGGUCUGGACCUUCGAGGUGAGCAGGGUCCAGUGGUUGUGGAGGGAAGGAGAUGGGAUCAGGAAGAGUAAAGAAAGUUCAAGAGUAUCCAACCAUCUCCUGCUCUUUUCUGUGUAUCCAACACACUAUCACAGAUUAUCGCAAAAUAGACACAAAUUACUUAUUCGAAAUUCGUGACAGGCACACACAUUUUUUUCGUGUCCACCACGCAAUUUUCUUCAUAACGCAUUCGUGUCCAGUACACAAUUUUCUUGUUGUUGUAAUGUUAGCUAGGUUAGGGGUUAAGGUUAGGUAUGAGGGGUAGGGUUAGCUAACAUGCUAGCUAAGUAGUUAAAAAGUAGUAAGUAGUUGCUAAAAUGCUAAAGUUGUCAUAAUAUGAUUCGAACAAGCAACGGUUGGGUUGCUCGACCUUCGCGUUAUAUGCCCACCCAUCCUCCACGAUCGUUUCUGUAUUAAGUAACCUACUGCCUUCAUCAGUGAUUGAAAUGCACUGUAUACAAAAUCGUGUGGUGAACAUUAACAUUUGUAAAAAAAAAUAUAUAUAUAUAUAUAAUGCGUGUCGCUGUCACGAAUUUCACAAAAGUCUAUUUCACUAUAAUUUGUGAUUAGUGGGUUUAUGUAUUACAGACACGCUAAACAGCAGGUGGUUUAUAGUAAUCUUCUUUUUGGCAGCAGCUCAAACGCCGUUCCAAUUCCACUAACAGCAGCUUGGCGGGGUCUCUUUAGCAGCUAUAGCUUACACUAUACCUCUUCAAUUUAAUCAGUUAGCUUCAACGUUUCCCACUAAAGCUAAUGCUAUCCUGCUCCAAUGUCAUCAGUUAGCAUUAACGUUACCCACUAAAGCUAAUGCUAUCCUGCUCCAAUUUAAUCACUUAGCUUUAGCAUUACCCAGUAAAACUAAUGCUAUCCUGCUCCAAUUUCGUCAGUUAGCUUUAGAGUUACCCACUAAAGCUAUUGCUAUCCCUAUUGCCACUAACAGAUUAGCAAGGUCUUGUUAGCGGCUAAUAUCGCGUAUGGCAAUCUCUUUGUCUCUUUGUGAUUGGGAUCUUAGCAUACGCACAAACACGUACUCUGGCACUCCCUCUGUCUCAGAAUCUUUGAAUUCUCUAACAAUGUAUCCUUGAAAGCAUUUGUAAAGUGCUUUUCUAGGAAAUACUGGAGACUAGGAUGGUGUCAGUACCUCUCACACCAAGGCUUUAGAGUUGUACAAAGUGACCUCCUUUCCUUGUCUCCUUUCCUCAUCUCCUUCCUUUCAGCCACACUAGUCUGAAAAGCUACUGUAUGUCAGGGGAAAGCAGUAUUUUGAAAACCUAUUGGGUGGGUUGGAUCUCACCUUUAAAGCUGAAAAGAAUGAAUGGUCCAUAACAGAAUUCGCUCUUUCCUCUUUGGACUGGUUUGUCGGCAUAAUGGUGUUUUGGUGUUUCUGUUGUGAGACUUCUGUCACCAGAGAAUAUCAACACACCUAUUGAUCGCCAGCUCAGGGACAGUACAGCUGCACUAUGGAUCUGCUUCUGAGAUGUUUUCUAAAUGGAAGAGGGAGGGGGGGGGACGGACGGACGGACGGAGCGAGCGAGCUAGCUAGGGAGGACUGGGAGAAAACUAACUGCCCAAUUUAGGGAGCACCAGAGACAAGGUUUCAGUACUCGUACCAAGGGAUCAAAAUCAUCACAUUUUGACCUGUCACUGUUUGCUGGGUCAAGCGCGCACAAACACUUUUUUACCUGAGUGAGCUGUUAAGUUAAUGUUUUAAGUAUCCCUAUAUUUCUGUUAUUACGGUGCUAUCGCUCUGUUGUUAGUAUGCCUGCGCGGUAGUCUCACUGUUGAUGGACCUGGCCUGAGUGCGAUGGCAACCAUGUACUGUGGAAAUACGGUAAAGUCAACGUUGUUAAACUGGAACCUAGUCGUUGUCAUUUUGAAGUUAACAUUUGUAGCAGAGGAUGGUUCAUAACUACAAUGUGCCACCUCGCUUUGACGAGAAGAGGUCGUACGAAAGUUGUAAAAAUGAACUUGGAAUCUGGACACGGGUUACUAAUCUGGACGAGAAAAAGCAAGCACUUGCGGUGGUAUUAUCGCUCGAGGGAAGAGCGAGAGAUACAGCACUGGAAAUAUCCCUUGAUAUGGAACCUAGUCGUUGUGUCAUUUUAAGUUAACAUGAGCAAGAGGAGAGAGAGAAUAUCCUUGUCCCCCCCCCCUUCCUCUCUCUCUGCCAUAUUGAUAAGAGUAAUGAGAUGCAACUAGGAUGCUAGACUUCACAUCUGCUAAGGUCUGCAGAAUGAAUGUUUGUUCCAGAUAGGGUGAAUAACUCCACAGAAACACCUGUCACAUACACACACACACACACACACACACACACACACACAGACAGACGCAGAAUUAACAUACAGAUGAGGCAAGCAGCAGUGCUCACCUGGUGCCAUCUGACCCCUGAACGCUGCGUAUUGAUUGGCUGGCUUAAUGAGGUGGCGACCCAGGUCUUUCCACUUCCUGGUGACCCUGUGUAAUGUCACGACCCCACUGUGUCAUAAUGAGGUCAUGACAUUUGGUAGUGAGGGAAUUAACAAGAGGACUCAUGAACAGUGGUGGAAAAAGUACCCAAUUGUCAUACUUGAGUAAAAGUAAAGAUACCUUAAAAGAAAAUGACUCAAGUGAAAGUCACCCAGUAAAAUACUACUUGAGUAAAAGUAUUUGGUUUUAAAUAUACUUAAGUAUCAAAAGUAAAAGUAUAAAUCAUUUCAAAUUCUUUAUAUUAAGCAACCCAUACGGCACAAUUUUUUAUUUAAUUUAUUUUACAGAUAGCCAGGGGCACACUUCAACAGCCAGACAUAAUUUAAAAAUGAAGCAUUUGUGUUUGGUGAGUCUGCCAGAUCAGAGGCAGUAGGGAUGACCAGGGAUGUUCUCUUGAUUAGUGGGUGAAUUAGACAAUUAGACAAGUACUUUUGGGUGUCAGGGAAAAUGUAUGGAGUAAAAAGUACAUUAUUUUCUUUAGGAAUGUAGUGAAGUAAAAGUUUUUAAAUAUAAAUAGUAAAGUACAGAUACCCCAAAAAACUACUCGAGUAGUACUUUAAAGUAUUUUUACUUAAGUACUUUACACCACUGCUCAAGUACACAAACACACAGAGGGUUUAUUACAACUCAUACAUGUACACAGACAAAUACACACAAACACACUGUCACAAUUAUUUAACUCUUAUCUGGACAGUUAAAGAUGGGCAGUAGGGAAACGGCGCCCCUGUCCGCCCCACCACCUUCAUUGUUUUUGCUUUGUCUGGGAGAGAGAAAAAGUCUGUUUGCAGUAACUUCUUUGUUGUAGUAUCACAAACGGACGUGGCAGGGAGUCGUCCUUCCAUAAAUGUCGAUUAAAAAAAUAAAAUAAAUGAACAGGAGAUACAGAUGGAGGUUCUUAAUUUGAGCCAGUUUGCUACAGCAAGAAAAUAAUCCUGGUGUAACAGGAAAUGUGGAUUAUAAUUAAUGGACAUUUUUGUAGUGGUUGAUACAUUUCAAAGUGCAAAUUACAAACUUCAGAAGCCUUUUUAAACCUCAAAUACACCACAAGUUUUAAAUGUCCUGCAUUGCAGGAAAGUUAUCCUGCAACAGGGUGAUCAAAUUUAGAUCCUACACCUGUAACCUCCCUCCCCUUAAAAAGUAAAGGAGUGAGGCUGUCCGACUGGGCCUAUGAUUAGGGCCAACUGUGUGGAAUGAAAGCGGGAGAGGGGAACCGGGAUGAUAAAUAGCCAGUAUUAGGACACUGAUGUGUUAGAAUGGAGAGAGGAGAGGUGUGUGGCUGGAUGCAUGCGUGAUCCUUUCGGUAAAGGAGAGCUAUUUGUCACCUUAAUCACUCGUAUAAGCCAACACCUAUAACCUCAUUCUGUUUGUAUGUUGUGUAUAUGUGUGUAUUUCAUGUAAACAUUUGUGUGUUUGUUUAACUGCUCCUGUCCUCUUCAGGAGAGUGUGUUGGGUAAGGACCACCAUGUUGCUGUGGCAAUGGGACCAAACCAUACAGUCAGAUCUGUGGUGAGUCAUAGGAGUGUGUGUGUGUGUGUGGGAAUGUAAGUGAGACUGUGUUUUCAGUACAAUGAAGUAGAUUACUAACCUCCCCUUCUUUUUCCUUAGACUCCCCCUGCCCUCACCUCUCCUCCCCCCUCCUUCACCUUCCUCUCCUUCAGUGACCUCAUCAGCAUGGCCACACCCCUCUUUGAAGAAGACUCCGCCUACUGGGAGAGCUUCCAGAAUAAGGCUGAAGCCCCGGAAAGACAGAGACUCACGCCUAUAGUAUGA